GGAGGGCUCUUUCUGAGUUGCGCUGUUUGCUGUGUGGCGCUGUUCUCGGCUGUCCCCACUCACAAACUACAGACCCAACCUGCACCAAAGUCUGCACCCUCUCUCUCUCUUGUGAAGGAUUUGAGCCACAUUUCAAGAUGAACGACCAAGAAAGCAGCACCUCGGCCUCCCAGACAGAGGGAGAACUUGAGGGAGUGAUGGAUGGGAAAGGAGAAAGAGAUGAAAAACAGAGGGACUGUCCAGCCCCCAGUCUGUCCAACGUCUCCUCCUCUCUGCAAGCCAUCAUACGCAUCAAACAGAAGUACCAUGCCUUGAAGAAGCGGCGUCAGGAGAUGACCCUGGGGCUGGGAGGAGCAGGGAACUUCACAGGAGUUCCAGCACGAACCAGCCCAAAAUACUUCACCUUUGACAGACUCCCCCCGUCGUCCUCCGUCCCUCAGAGGAAGAAGAAGAGAAGGAGGAAGCCAGUGUUGUAUCCCAACACUAGGAGGUACAGAAACCAGCCAAAGCAGGAGCACAGCCUAGCCAAGCACUGCCUUUUCCUGCUCUGUGUCAUCGUCUUUCUCCAGGUGUAUAAUGCCAUAGAGAACCUAGAUGACCAUGUACUAAGAUAUGACCUGGAGGGGCUGGAGAAGACACUGAGGAGGGAGGUGUUUGGACAGCAGGGAGCAGUGGAGGGUCUGCUGUCCCAACUGAAGGACUACCUGUCCACCUAUGUCCACAAUAAGCCCCUGGUGGUGUCCGUGCAUGGCCCCAGUGGAGUGGGCAAGAGCCACCUGGGACGCCUCCUGGCUGCACACUUCCGCUCCGUGGUGGGGGAGACGCUGGUGCUGCAGUACUACGUUCUCCACCACUGCCCCCAGGAGGCCGAUGCCCUGCGGUGCGCCCACAACCUCUCCACUCUCAUCUCGGAGAUGGUGGAACAAGCCGAGGAGGAGGAGAAGAUCCCGCUCUUCAUCUUUGACGAGGCCGAGCACAUGCACGGUGAGCUCCUGGACGCACUGUGGCAUGUCGUGGUCUACAAACAGUCCAAUGAAUACCUCAAUGCUAUCUACCUGUUCCUGAGCAAUCUGGGUCACGAACACAUCACCAAACAUAUGCUAUACAACUCCUCAAGUACUUCUACGACGAUGACAGCAUCUGGUCGUCAUAGUAACCUUGUAAAAGAGCUGACUCCAAUAUUACGCAACAUUUUGGAGAAGCUUCACCCACUGUGGACAGAGGUGGACAUCUUGCCUCUGGGCCUUCUGGAGAAAGGUCACGUAAUGGAGUGCUUCCUGGAUGAAAUGACUCGCGAGGGGUUCUACCCGGAUCAUACCAACAUAGAGCGCCUCGCAGGGGAGAUUGAAUAUUACCCUGCUGUAGGGGGUUACGAAUACUGUCAGACAGGCUGCAAGCAAGUGGUGGCUAAGGUCAACCUGUUGUGAAAUGCUCUGAAGGAAAUGUUUGCAUGCUUCACGUUCUUUAAACAUGAAGAAACAGUGCAUGGUGUUAUGAAACUUGAAUGACACAACUCAGAGCCUCAGAGAAAAAAAAGAGUGAAGGACAUUCAUUACGGGUCAUUUUUUUUGUUAUCACAUGUAAAAACAAGAACCUGAUGCACAUUAGGGAAUGAGGGCGAUCAAUAGUCAUUCAAUUACAAUGGGAAGUUGAUGUAUUUGUAAUACAACAGUCACUAUCCUUCAGUUCAGGGCGUUCAGAGGAAGUCCUUUUUUUCCUGAAUGCAGCGCCACUUGUAUUAAUGCUAGUGCAAGUCAGCAGGUAGCGUGCAUAUUUCUGCAAAGAUCUACGACACAUGCACCUGUGGAUUCACUUAAAUAUACAGUAUAAGAACUGCAAUAUGUAAGUAAUUGAUUCUGCCUUGGACCGGCAGAUGGGAAGCAGCUGGUGGGUUAUCAUCAGAUUUAGCUGGAGUGAUUUUUAGGUAGAAGUAGGAUGCGUCGUCUUCUCCUCGUCUGAGAAUAUGUGGUCCCGAACAGGUUUAUUUAUUUUUUUUAAAAAAAAGGUGUUUUUCCAUUGAUAUGCUCCAUGUUCAUGUUCAAAGAAAUGAACUGUAAGUCAGCGCAGAUUUGUGCUAGCAUUAGGAUUUAAUUUUUACUUGAUGGAUGUGUUGGUGUCCUGUGUUCAGGUAUCUUUCAGUCCAAAUAUUUCUUAUAUAAAUGUAAAUGUGUAGUGAAUGCCU
Molecule: messenger RNA, 2182 nt
Organism: Xiphias gladius (swordfish)
Lineage: Eukaryota; Metazoa; Chordata; Actinopteri; Istiophoriformes; Xiphiidae
Gene: tor4aa
Product: torsin family 4, member Aa
Exons: 3
Coding region: 138-1427 (429 amino acids)
Cellular component (GO): nuclear envelope; endoplasmic reticulum lumen
Molecular function (GO): ATP hydrolysis activity; ATP binding
Source: RefSeq, a predicted model, not a curated record